GAGAAAAGCAGCAUUCACUCGGCAAUCAGUGCAGCAUAUGGCUGAAAUCCAUUAUCUGACACACUCUUUCCAGCCUUCCCAGGAAUGCUGGGCUGACUGCUAGGAUUUGCUUUUACUUCCUGACUUUGGAUACAAUGAGCCUGCCAACCAGCUGUGAUCACCUAACUCUGGGGAAGGUGGCUAGAUUCCGAAGCGCUUAUGUUCAUGGAUCGCCUUACGCAAUCAACAAGCCAAUUGAUAUUAAGCCACAAAGGAGACGUUUCGACGUGGACAAUGGCACAUCUGCGGGACGGAGUCCCUUGGAUCCCAUGACUAGCCCAGGAUCUGGGCUAAUUCUCCAAGCAAACUUUGUCCACAGUCAACGCCGGGAGUCCUUCUUGUAUCGAUCCGACAGCGAUUAUGACCUCUCUCCAAAGUCUAUGUCCCGAAACUCCUCCAUUGCCAGUGAUAUACAUGGAGAUGACUUGAUUGUGACUCCAUUUGCUCAGAAGAUCACCCAUGUGUAAUCAACCAUCCAUCAACAAAGCCACCAUCACAGAGGAGGCCUACCAGAAACUGGCCAGCGAGACCCUGGAGGAGCUGGACUGGUGUCUGGACCAGCUAGAGACCCUGCAGACCAGGCACUCCGUCAGUGAGAUGGCCUCCAACAAGUUUAAAAGGAUGCUUAAUCGGGAGCUCACCCAUCUCUCUGAAAUGAGUCGGUCUGGAAAUCAGGUGUCAGAGUACAUAUCAAACACAUUCUUAGAUAAGCAGCAUGAAGUGGAAAUUCCCUCUCCAACUCAGAAGGAAAAGGAAAAAAAGAAAAGGCCAAUGUCUCAGAUCAGUGGAGUCAAGAAGCUGAUGCACAGCUCCAGCCUCACCAAUUCAUGUAUCCCAAGGUUUGGGGUUAAAACAGAACAAGAAGAUGUCCUAGCCAAGGAACUAGAAGAUGUGAACAAAUGGGGUCUCCAUGUUUUCAGAAUAGCAGAGCUGUCUGGUAACCGGCCUCUGACUGUCAUCAUGCACACCAUUUUUCAGGAACGAGAUUUAUUAAAAACAUUUAAAAUUCCAGUAGACACAUUAAUUACAUAUCUUAUGACUCUUGAAGACCACUACCAUGCUGACGUAGCCUAUCACAACAACAUCCAUGCUGCAGACGUUGUCCAGUCUACUCACGUGCUAUUAUCUACACCUGCUCUGGAGGCUGUGUUUACAGAUUUGGAGAUUCUUGCAGCAAUUUUUGCCAGUGCAAUACACGAUGUAGACCAUCCUGGUGUUUCAAAUCAAUUUCUGAUCAAUACAAAUUCUGAACUUGCCUUGAUGUACAAUGACUCUUCUGUCUUAGAGAACCAUCAUUUGGCUGUGGGUUUUAAGUUGCUCCAGGAAGAAAACUGUGACAUUUUCCAGAAUCUGACCAAAAAGCAAAGACAAUCUUUAAGGAAAAUGGUCAUUGACAUUGUUCUUGCAACAGACAUGUCGAAACACAUGAAUCUACUGGCUGAUUUGAAAACUAUGGUUGAAACUAAGAAAGUAACAAGCUCUGGAGUUCUCCUUCUUGAUAAUUAUUCUGAUAGGAUUCAGGUCCUUCAGAAUAUGGUGCACUGUGCAGAUCUGAGCAACCCAACCAAGCCUCUCCAGCUGUACCGCCAGUGGACAGACCGGAUAAUGGAGGAGUUCUUCCGCCAGGGAGAUAGGGAGCGGGAGCGCGGCAUGGAGAUCAGUCCCAUGUGUGACAAGCACAAUGCAUCUGUGGAAAAAUCACAGGUGGGCUUCAUAGACUAUAUCGUCCAUCCACUCUGGGAGACAUGGGCAGACCUCGUACAUCCUGAUGCCCAGGACAUUUUAGACACUUUGGAGGACAAUCGUGAGUGGUACCAGAGCACAAUCCCUCAAAGCCCCUCUCCUGCACCUGAUGACCAAGAAGAGGGCCGGCAGGGCCAAACUGAGAAAUUCCAGUUUGAACUAACUUUAGAGGAAGAUGGAGAGUCAGACACCGAAAAGGACAGUGGAAGUCAAGUGGAGGAAGACACUAGCUGCAGUGACUCCAAGACUCUGUGCACUCAAGACUCGGAGUCCACAGAAAUUCCCCUUGAUGAACAGGUUGAAGAGGAGGCCGUGGGGGAAGAAGAAGAAAGCCAGCCCGAAACUUGUGUCAUAGAUGAUUGUUGUCCUGACACGUAACAGUGUAAAGACUGUCACGCUUUUUUUUUUUUUUAAGUAGAAAUAUUGUUUCCAAAGUGCAUGUCACAUGCCACAACCAUGGUCACACCUCACUAUCAUCUGCCAGGACGUUUGUUGAACAAAAUUGACCUUGAACUACUCAGUCUGGCGCUCAGGAAUAUCGUAACCCGUUUUUUCACCUCCAUGUCAUCAGAGCAAGGGGGACAUUUUCAUGAACAUGAUUUUAACAUGAUUUCAGCUUGGUAGAGCUGACAGAGCAGAUAAAAUCAACUCCAAAAUGUUUUCAAGAGAGCGUGGCUCAUCAGGCUGUCCAGAAGUACAGUGGAUUGGAGAUUCCUUGCUGGUUUGUUUGUAACAUUUUAAGAAGAAAAAAGGCAUUUCACAGAUGGAAUGAGCUUACUAGAUGAAGCAACAAAAAUGUCAUGAAUGUGUCUGUUCCUAGGAGAAGGAUGAGCCACGGAUAUUGUAUAAUUUUCUAAUUUCAAGUCUUCCUGAUACAUGACUGAAUAGUGUGGCUCACUGAGCUGCACUCACCUCUACAUUUUGUAUGAUAUGUAAAACAGAUUUUUUGUAGAGCUUACUUUUAUUAUUAAAUGUAUUGAGGUAUUAUAUUUAAAAAAAAAAAAACUCUGUUCAGAACUUCAUCUGCCACUGGUUAUUUUUUUCUAAGGAGUAACUUGCAAGUUUUCAGUACAAAUCUGUGCUACACUGGAUAAAUCUAAUUUACAAAUUUUACUUGCACCUUAUAGUUCAUAGCAAUUAACUGAUUUGUAGUGAUUCAUUGUUUUAUAUAUACCAAUGACUUCCGUGUUUUCAAACAGGAAAGACAACUUUAUGUUGCUGGAAACCCUUUUUGUAAGUGUUCGUUGACUUUGCUUUGGAUUUCACUUCUUCCCUCACCAGGAGAGUUGCUCUCCGUCAGUGUUUUUCUUCAUGAUGUACAAAGUGAGUAUUUGUUCUGUAAUGCUUCACUGUGCAUUAUGUCAAAUAUGUCUGAAGCCUCGUAGACACUCAGUCAUCAGUUGGUGUUGUCUGAAGCAAAUGAGAGAUCUAUAAAUACCUAGUAGCUAAAAUGGUCAGUCUUUUUUAGACAUUUUCCUACCUGGCGUCUUCUGAUGACUUUUUGCCAUGUCGAAAGACAUCCAUUUCACAAGUUAGAGUCCUUGUAAUGGCCACACAUUUCAUGCUCCCUCUAUCGUUUUUUCACAGCCAGUUAUAGUAACCAAAACACUUUCCCCUUGUACUGCUCUAUUCUCUGUGCACCAGCCUCUGUUCGUGUGUUCUAGAUGGGGUCUCAUCAAGUGUGUCACUACCAUUCUGACUGAUGAAAGGAAGCAGGUAGUCAGGGUUGACAUUCAUUUCUAGCAUAGGGUUGUAUGUCAUGGCUAGCUUUUACUCUGGGAUUGCAGAGGAAAAAUUUUAGCGUGCUGUGCAGGCCGUUUUUAAGGAUCUUAGAAUAUAUUAACAAAUACCAGGACAGCUGUUCUUUCUGUUUCUGUGAGCUCACCAUAGGAGUAAGAACUCCAUGAAAAAUAUCCCUCAGAAGUAGCUUUGAGUGUAGCAGCUACUCUUUCUUAAUGGAUAACCACGUAACAUGUAGGAAUUGUACCCCUGCUCCAUAAGCAUGUCCUAUAGGAGGGAAUACUUUAAACACACUGAACCAGAGUUAAUGCUGCUGGCACUAGGGGGUUGGUUAAGGGAUACAAUACUGUACUGGCAAAUAUUCUGCCUAAAUAUGACAUUAAGAGAUCACUCCUGAUUUCAGUACCAAAAACUCUAUUGGAAUUUUGUGGAUUAAUUCCCAGUGUUUACUUGCUGAUCACAGUUGGCCUCAUGAAGCAUAUCUUUAUGGUGGACUUUCUCCCCACAUCAAAUGUAAAUAAAGGAGUUGCAUUCUCUAGAGUUUGGAGCCCACACAAUCAUUUUUCUCAUUGGCACCCAAGGAUUGAGAUAUAGGGACUAAAGAGGUAUAUGAUCAAAUGGAAGAUGUGUAAGAAAAAUCACAAGUCUGAAAUAUGUGUAUUUAGAACUUCUCAAGAAGUUGGAGCUAUAACUAAGCAAGUAAACCAUCAGCCAAAGAAAUGACUCGAGCUGAACAUACAGUCCCUGUCUCAUCUGAAAUGCAGCUGAUGCUCAGAGCCUUUGGUGGAAAAAUUGUUUCUGAUCUUCUACAUAGGGCAGAAUAAGAACCAUCUGAUUAUCAGAGUUCCACGCUCUUUUCCUUGUAAAGAUCAAGCAGACUAAUCUUUCAAGCACAGGCCUGUGUGAUGGGUGGUUUCCACCAAAACAUUUUGUGUUUGGGAGCCUGUUUCUCUUUUAAUUUUAUUUAUCCCUGAAAGAGGUCCAAAGGGAAAGGCCAAGGGUCUAAGUUUAUUCUUCUCACCAAAUCAUUUCGCUUUCUUCCCUACACUUGGUAUUUCCCUCACAGAGUGCCUGGAAUCUUCAUAAUAAAAAGAAAUUUAAAAACAGCAAUAUGUCAUUAACAAAUUCACACCUGCAAAGGUUUGUAACUGCACUAAUGGAGCCUUUUUUCCCAGCAUGUUGGUUUCUAAUGAUUCUGUGUUGUAAAGAUACCCACUGGACAAUCGAACUCUGGAGGAGGCGUAAUAUCCAAGAGUUAGGGACUAAUGCACUAUACCUACUAAGCUGUCCCCUUGCCCUCUCUCCUCCUCCCUUUCACCCUUCCCCUCCUCCUCUCUUCUUGUUUUUCUCUCUCUCUCCCUCUUCCCCUCCCUCCCUCCCUCCCUGGCCCCUGUUCUGUUUCGCCAAAGUGUCUUCACAAAUACACACUGUUUUAAAAAGAACAUCUUCAUAUAAGUGGCUUUAUAUUUCUUAAAAUGCCAUAAGAAAAUGCAAUAUCUGGAUACCACACGGGGAAAACCAGAAAUUCAAGUUUGCCUAAAACCAGUACAUUUCAGCUUGCAAGUUACUAAACACAAUAAUGCUGUUUUAAUUUGCUUUCUUUUACAUCACUUACAAGUCACAAGCAAAUAGUGUAGAUAGAACAAAUUGCAUAUAAGGAAAGAAAAAACUUGAAUGAAAUGGAUUUUACAGAAAGCUUUAUGAUAAUUUUGAAUGCAUUAUUUAUUUUUUGUGCCAUGCAUUUUUCUCACCAAAUGACCUUACCUGUAAUACAGUCUUGUUUGUCUGUUUACAACCAUGUAUUUAUUGCAAUGUACAUACUGUAAUGUUAAUUGUAAAUUAUCAGUUCUUAAUAAGACAUCAUCCCAUGAUGGGAUGGUGUUGAUGCAUUUGGAAACUCUUGGUGGGAGAAUGAAUGGUGUGUAUACAUACUCCUUGUACAUUUUUCUUUUCUUCUGUAAUAUAGUCUUGUCACCGUAGAGCUUGUUUAUGGAAGAUUCAAGAAAAAUAUAAAAUACAUAAAGAUAUAUAAAUUUAAAUAACAUAGCUGCAGGUCUUUGGUCCCAGGGCUGUGCCUUAACUAUAACCAAUAUUUUCUUCUAUUUUGCUGCAUUUCAAAGUUGGUAAUGGUAGAGUUAGGGCUGGGCAUUUUAUAUUGAAACUUUACACUGAUUGGAUUUCUGGCAGUAGCUGGAUUUGAUCACAGAUCACGGCUGGAGGACCUUGUGACCUUUUUGAGAUACAAGCUGUUAAGUACUUCUUGCCAUGGAGCAAUGUUGCAGGCACGGUGAAUUUUGCUGGCUCUGUAUCAGGAGCCACCACGUCACCUAGGCCUAUACAAUUGAUUUCUUUUGUUUCCAAACACAUACUAGGAAAAUAUUCUUCUUCAGUGAUUGUAGAAAGGUUUUGUGGUUUCUAGCUCUCAUGGGAAGAUGAGCCCAUGAACUGGAGCCUUAGGUCACUCAUCUUCAUUAGUCCUCUGUUUAACCACCUCCUUGAUGUUCUAAGAAAUUAGAUAAUUUUUAGUACUAAUAUUUCUCUCCAAGAUCAACCAAAUUCAUAUGUGUAAUACAUGUACACAUAUAUACAUAUUUAUAUGUAAAUCGUCUAAACACAAAGUUACAUAUGAUGCUAAUGCACACAGUAUGAAGAAGUCACUUCUUUCUAAAACUGUUCCUGAAAAAUGUAUGUCCAUGGCAAAUGACUCACUGUGACCUUGUGCAGUGGCUGCCUCCUGAAAGCCAUGAGAGAUUCCUAGUGGAAAACGUGGACACCACUUCCCACUCCUGCCCAGCCCUUGAAAUGUGUGACUUAUCAAUGAAAAGAGAGAUUCUUUUUUCUAGGAAAAAACGAGCCUCCUAUUAUUUCAUUUUGUUUUUUGACACAAACUGUAGAUUUUAGCAGCCCUGGCCCAAAGGAAUUUGAGUACUUUUGUUUUAAACAGUACAAUGGAGACACUAUAAUUAUAAAAUACAUCCUUACUGAUUUCAGUUUUUUAAUUAUUUUAUUUCUUUGGACAUGUUUUCAGAGUGAUAAAUUGUGUGUGAGCAUCACAAAUGAUGAUUCUUUUAGUGGUUUCUUAGCCUCUCUUACAGCCCAUGAGGAUAGUACUGUACAUCAAUACCUUCAUAUAAAAUUUUUAUAUGCAAUGAAAAUAAAAGCAUGGGUUGAUUCUGCCUA
Nannospalax galili (Upper Galilee mountains blind mole rat) is the source of this 6702-nucleotide messenger RNA. It is a transcript of the gene Pde4d, whose product is annotated as phosphodiesterase 4D. Gene Ontology annotation, cellular component: cytosol; perinuclear region of cytoplasm; nucleus. Gene Ontology annotation, biological process: signal transduction; cAMP catabolic process; regulation of cardiac muscle cell contraction. The record is from RefSeq and is a predicted model, not a curated record. Gene Ontology annotation, molecular function: ATPase binding; 3',5'-cyclic-AMP phosphodiesterase activity; transmembrane transporter binding. NCBI's taxonomy places the organism in Eukaryota, Metazoa, Chordata, Mammalia, Rodentia, Spalacidae.